This is a messenger RNA of Protopolystoma xenopodis, 324 nucleotides long. The record is from the annotation of a GenBank genome assembly. NCBI's taxonomy places the organism in Eukaryota, Metazoa, Platyhelminthes, Monogenea, Polystomatidea, Polystomatidae.
AUGACACUCCUGCAGUUUGCCUUUGGGCGCCAUUCAUUGCUUCGCCGGUUCUGGUCGGAGUUGGGCUCUUUGUAUCCUAGUUCAUCUAUCAAUUCCGAAAAUCAGGCUACAGAUAGUCUGCCCAUCACCUCGCAACGCCUGGAAUCUGUCAAUUCGGACUCAUCAUCUCGUCAAAGAGCGCUCUUUGUUGUAGCCACUAGUAAGUCACUUUCUGAUCUGGGCAACACCACCGGCAUCACACUACUGGACUCUAGAGCUCACAGUUUUGCUCAUUCUCCUGAUAGCAGGCACUCAUCAAAGUCUCAGGUGGGUUUUGGCAUAUGA